This is a messenger RNA of Mus caroli (Ryukyu mouse), 5557 nucleotides long. It is a transcript of the gene Asap3, whose product is annotated as ArfGAP with SH3 domain, ankyrin repeat and PH domain 3. Lineage: Eukaryota; Metazoa; Chordata; Mammalia; Rodentia; Muridae. Gene Ontology annotation, molecular function: protein binding; GTPase activator activity. Gene Ontology annotation, cellular component: focal adhesion; intracellular membrane-bounded organelle; ruffle. The record is from RefSeq and is a predicted model, not a curated record. Gene Ontology annotation, biological process: positive regulation of GTPase activity; regulation of stress fiber assembly; cell migration.
AGUUAGGGGCGGGGCAGAGCAGGGAGUGAAGAGGCCUGGACUAGGACGCUGCGGGUAGUGAGACAGGCCCUGCGCGGAGCAGCUAUACCAGCACGGUUAAGUGCAGCGUCCCCCACGCUCUAGGCAGCUCCGGCGUCUCCGCCUCGCUCCCACCAUGCCCGAACAGCUCAGUGUCGCGGAGUUCCUGGCCGUCACUGCAGAGGACCUCAGUUCCCCAGCCGGAGCAGCUGCCUUCGCCGCCAAGAUGCCCCGGUGCCGCGGGGCGGCGCUGGCACGGGAGGAGGCCCUGGAAGGAGACCAGGCUAUCUUACAGAGGAUCAAGAAGGCCGUUCGAGCUAUCCACAGCUCUGGUCUCGGCCACGUGGAGACUGAGGAGCAUUACCGAGAGGCCGUGGAGGCCUUGGGGAAUAGUCACUUGUCUCAGAACAGCCACGAGCUGUCCACUGGCUUCCUGAACCUGGCUGUAUUCACCAGAGAGGUGGCUGCCCUCUUCAAGAACCUGGUUCAGAACCUGAACAACAUCGUCUCCUUCCCGCUGGACAGUCUGAUGAAGGGGCAUCUAAGGGAUGGGCGACAUGAUUCCAAAAAGCAUCUGGAGAAGGCGUGGAAAGACUACGAAAGCAAAGUGGCCAAGCUGGAGAAGGAGAGGGAUCGGGCCAGGUUCCCAGGAGGAAGCCAUGGGGUGAUGUCCCAGGACACACAGCGAGAGCGACGAGUCUUCCAGCUGCACAUGUGUGAGUACCUUGUCAAAGCUGGAGAGAGUCAGGUGAAGCAAGGCCCAGACUUCCUGCAGAGCCUCAUCAAGUUCUUCCAUGCCCAGCACAACUUCUUCCAAGAUGGCUGGAAGGCAGCUCAGAGCCUCUCCCCCUUCAUCGACAAGCUGGCAGCCUCAGUGCAUGGGCUUCGGCAAGCUCAGGAAGAGGAACUGCACAAGCUUACCCAGCUCCGGGACUCCCUCCGAGGGAUGCUGCACCUGGAGAGCAGAGAGGAUCACCCAAACCGGAAGAACUCAGGGGGCGGCUACAGCAUCCACCAGCACCAAGGCAACAAGCAGUUUGGGACUGAGAAGGUGGGCUUCCUGUACAAGAAAAGUGAUGGGAUUCGAAGAGUCUGGCAGAAGAGGAAGUGUGGAGUGAAGUAUGGCUGCCUGACCAUCUCGCACAGCAUGAUCAACAGGCCCCCAGUGAAGCUGCCCUUGCUGACGUGCCAAGUGAGGCCCAACCCUGAGGAGAGAAGGUGUUUCGACCUGGUGACCCACAACCGUACUUACCACUUCCAUGCAGAGGACGAGCAGGAGUGUGAGGCAUGGGUGUCAGUGCUGCAGAAUAGCAAGGACGAAGCCCUGAGCAAUGCCUUUCACGGGGAGCCCAGUGGCGGCCAGUGGUCUUGGGGCACCCGGCUGGAUACGGAGCCCCACGACCUAACCAACAUGCUUGUCGCUGAGGUGAAGAGCAGGCCAGGGAAUGACCAUUGCUGCGACUGUGGGGCUGCAGACCCCACGUGGCUCAGCACCAACCUGGGCGUGCUCACCUGCAUCCAGUGCUCCGGUGUCCACCGGGAGCUGGGCGUGCGCUUCUCCCGCAUUCAAUCGCUCACCUUGGACCUCCUGGGCCCCUCGGAGCUGCUGCUGGCUUUGAACAUCGGAAACUCCCACUUCAAUGAAGUCAUGGAGGCCCACCUGCCCUCCCACGGCAGCCCUAAACCCUCUGCUGAGAGUGACAUGAGCAGCCGCAGGAACUACAUUGUAGCCAAGUAUGUAGAACACAAGUUCGCACGCCAUUCCACACCAGAUCCCCAGAAGCUACGGACAGCCAUCUGCAACCGGGACCUCCUCUCCAUCCUGGAGGCCUUUGCCAAUGGGCAGGACUUCGGACAGCUGCUGCCAGGGCCUGAUGGGCAGGCACCAGGAGAGCUUGCCCUGCACUUGGCCAUCCGAGUAGCCAGCCAUGCUUCCCUGUCGAUAGUGGACUUCCUUAUCCAGAAUGGUGGCCACUUGGAUGCCAAGGCUGCGGAUGGAAACACCGCCCUGCACUGCGCGGCGCUCCAUGGCCAGCUGGACUGUCUCAAGCUGCUGCUAAGAGGAAGGGCUCCCGUGGGGGCAGUAAAUGAUGCCGGAGAGACAGCCCUGGACAUAGCCAGAAACAGACAGCACAAGGAAUGUGAAGAGCUGCUGGAGCAGGCACAAGCAGGGACGCUCGCUUUCCCUCUCCAUAUGGACUACCACUGGGGACAUUCAAUGGAACACGGCUUUGACAGUGAGGAGGAGGAAGAGGAAGAAAAGCACUGCCCCUCGAAGCCCCCAGCGCAGGCCUGCUGGGGCAGUGGGAGGCUGGACAUCAGCAACAAGACCUAUGAGACGGUUGCCACCCCGGGACCAGCCACCGCUCAGAGCCAAAGUGAGGACAGUCCCCCACCCCUGCCCAUCAAAAACUCUUCUCGGACCAUAGUCCUCGGGCGAGCUGGACAUUGCAGUGGAGAUCGUUCUGACCUUCCCAGCCUGAGAUCAGAGUCUCCCGAGGCCUUAGAAAACCGGAGCAGCCCAGCAUCCUCCUCCUCCAGCCUCACCAGCUCAGUGGAACCCGGGGGGCUGAGCCAGGCCCCGUCUAGCCCUGAAGAGGGCCUCCAGGAACCAGCUGGCAUCUCACGCCCUGGCCUGGCAUCUGGAACCACCCCUGCUGAGGUGUAUCUCCCUGUCAGAUUCAGCUCAGAGAGCACUCGAUCCUACAGACGGGGAGGCCGAAGUCUGGAAGAUAGUCCCUCUGCCCGGCAGCCUCUGUGUAGUAGAAGGAACAUUCCGGUUGGCCUCGUGGAAGGAGAUGGCUCAAAGAUCGGGGUUCUCCCGGAUUCCCUGCAACUCUUGCACGACUAGCUCCUUGCUGACCCCUCUGCAUGGCUCACACUGGACCCCAACAUUCAGAGCUGGGACUUGAGACCGCAGAUCUGGGAGCUCACAUUCCUUAUGGGAACCGUGACCCUGCCAAGGACACUGGCCCUUCUGUGUUGGGGCUGACGUCCUGAGCCAGGCAGCCCUGGAGUUAGAUCUGACAAUGUCUCGGUUGAGUUAAGUUACACAACUCACAAUACUAUACUAGGAUUGUGUUUCUCCCUACCAGGGUGGGACCCGUUCUCAUCCUUCACGCCCAGGGGCUGUCUCGUGGCCACUUAUCAAUCUGGUGAUUUUCUUUAGUGAAGCCCAGCUUUAUGUCCAGACCUUUGCUAGGUACUAUGGAAUGCCACACGAAUAGGACACACAUCCUGCAGGUGUGGAUCCUCACUGGAAAGCUGGGCUCAAGAACUGACUCGGAAGGAGCAGAGCUAGGUUGCAGAGGGAUGGCUCUGAGCUCAGGGCCCGGACUGACCUCAGCUGGUCUCCUGUCUGGUCACUGCAGUUGUUACAGCCCAGUUCUGGUGGCCAAGGCCUGUGACGCCCAGUCUAAAGUAUGCUCCACUAGAGGGCAGCCUUACCCUCCCUGGGGUCUGUACUGUGUCCCUCAAUCUGGAAGUAGAAUAUGACUCACCUGCCUUGAUUUCACAGAAAGGAAAAGGAUGGUCUGGGUUGACUUAUCCCGUUCCUCUCACUUUUCUCUCGAUGAAGUCAGAAGCCUGGGGGAAUGAGGGACCAGGAAAGGAGUAAGGCGUUGGGGAAAUAAGAGAAACUUCAAAAGUCUGCUUUCUAGGGCCAGAAAUCCCACCAUCGUUUAGUCCAAUUACAAAGCCAGACCACCAGCAACCAUGGACAGCUCUGCUUCACACCUCCUUGGUGGUGGGGCCUGCAGGGGUGGGCCGAGCCAAACAGGGGAGGCCAGAGGGCACCAAGUGAGUAGCCAGCAGUGUGGCUAGGAAUUGAACUGUGCGCUCUGGGCUCUGGAGGCUGCUGUGGUCCUUGGUCCUAAAACAGGAUUGUUUCUGAGCCCCAGGUCAGCUUGUGUUCAUCUCAGUCUUACUGUUUUACUUAUCAAAGGAUUCCUGGGGGAGGGACGAAUUCCCCUGAGAGACUCUUGGGACUUGGGAUGCUUUCUUUCCCUGGCCAGGUUGGUAAAGAAUAGUGGCCAGAGAACAACAGAGAGUUUUGCCACAGGAGACAUUUGGUGAGGCAAGGACUGGAGGGGGCAUCCCUGAGCUCAGGGUGCCCUCAGCAUCCUCCUUCCAGCAUCUCCUAGUCUGUCUUGUGUCGUUGUAACGGAACGAUGGGGGCUGGGUGCUUUCUACAGUAAAGAGUUUUCUUUGGCUUAGGGUUCUGGUGAUUGGAAAGUCCAAACAGCAUGCCAUGAAUGCCCUGUAAAAGGCCCCGACUGUCACAACAUCACAAAAGAGGAGAAAGCAAGCACUUAUGUGCAGUAACCGCAAUUUGCUUUAUUUAUAGCACCUCACUUCCGUCAAAACUCACUCCCUAGAGGCAGAGCCCCUCACAUAAUUGCCUUCCACUAGGCGCUGCCCCUUAAAGGCUCACUCACCCUUCCACAUUGCCACACCAGGUAGGAAGAAAACACUCAAAACAUACCCACAUGAGCCGGGCGUGGUGGCGCACGCCUUUAAUCGCAGCACUUGGGAGGCAGAGGCAGGCGGAUUUCUGAGUUCGAGGCCAGCCUGGUCUACAGAGUGAGUUCCAGGACAGCCAGGGUUACACAGAGAAACCCUGUCUCACAAAACAAAACAUACCCACAUGGUAUGGUUUAUCCUUACAGCAAUGAACUAGCCAAUCCAAAAUGUCAGCAGCCAGGCUCAGAACCCCUGGUGUGCAGGAAAAGCACACUGGGCCGGAGACUGAGGACCUGAUGCGUGGCUCACCCAUGGUCCCGACCACACCCCCUCUUGGUUGCCCUGAGAUGAUGAGUUGGGUAAUGGAGUUUGUGAGGUGAGCCCUGGAUGCAUAACAAGGGGAGAAAUGAAACAGAAGGUUUGUCAGCAGUGAAGGACAGAGAAGAAGGCUGUUGGGAAAGUGCUUGCCAUACAACACUCAAGGUUGAGGAUUUGAGUUCGAAUCUGCAGGGCUCAUGCCAAGAGCUAGGCAUGCAGUGUCCUCCCAGACUCCUGGCUCUGUGGAAGCAGACCCUGGAGGAUCCCAGAAGCUUGCUGGGCAGCUCCAGGUUCAGUGAGAGACCCUGUCUCAAAACAUAAGGAGGCUAGCAAUUGAGACCACCACCAGUCUCUAGCUGCCUGCCACCUGCCGUGUACACACACACACACAAGCAUAAAGGACGCUGGCACAGCUGCACACAUCUGUAAUUCCAGCGUUCUGGGGGCUGAGGCAGGGCCAUAGUGAGUUAGCAAAUACCUUUGCCAUGUCCCUUUGAGAGUAAAGAAUGGGGUGUUUACCACCAAUGGUAAAACCCCUCUGAGGGUAUCAGUUUCCUGUCUGCCCCCCCCCCCCAAAGCUCACAGGGAAAUAAGACAGUUGUGUGCAUCCUUGUGUGCAGGUGACCUCUCCCUUGGACAGGUGGGCAGAGGGAUACAAUCGGUACCAGCAGUGCUGGCUACGUUCCAGGAGGGUACGAGAAGGCGGAGUCUCACUUCCUGAGAUUGACUCUUCUAUUUGCAUAAUAAAGUCUGACGCGUU